AGGCGGUGUGAGUGGCCGCUUGCCGGCGCGGGCGCGGGCGCGGAGAAGGGAGGCGGGCGACAGCCAAGGCCAGCCUCCCAGCGCGCUCCGCUCCUGCCUUUAUCACUGCCCGCGCAGACGGCUCGCCCACAGUGAUUAUUGCGACUCGCGAGGCAGAUUCUCUCGCAUCGGCUGUCGUGUGUGCGUGUGUGUGCAGCGUGUGCGCCUGGCUCUUGCUUGUCGUAUCGACUCUUCGGUGAGUCCUUUAUCCCGAAUGCACUGAGGGUUGGAUUGAUGGAUUGAUUAAUUCAUUCAUACGCAGACUAAACACGCGAUUCGAGCUCUCGUGGGUUAGGGACUCCUGUUACGGAGUUUAUACUUCGAUUUAUAUAUAGUGGCAUUUCAAUGUCACCAACUGGAAGGAGUGGGGGACAUUGUCAUUCACUCCGGAGCACCAAUACCGAAAAUUUAAGCCGUGACGAAGCUCCCGAGUAGAUGACGGUGUCCUCUCUGUCCAACUCAUGACCUUUAAGUGCCAUGUUGAAAUCGGAAUAUAAGCAGAGUAUACAUGAUGUAAUCACAUUGAUGGAUUUGUCAUUAGCGAUAGGGGUUCUCUUACACAUCGUUUACGACUUCAGCCAAUAAGCUUCAGGCACCAGUUUGCGUCACAAUAUUAACGGUUGAGCAGUUUUUAUAAUGAUAUUUCUACUGCUGUUCACUGUCCUCAUUUUAUAUAUACUUUACUCAUGGAUCACUCUCAAGCCACAGAAUUUUCCACCAGGUCCUCCUACUGUCCCAAUUUUGGGGUCCAUUCCCUUUCUACCAAAAAAGAAUGGUCAUUUUGACAUGGAAAACUGGAGGGAUAAAUAUGGAGGAGCAGUAGGUCUUGCUCUGGGAAGUUUUUUGUCUGUGGUUGUAUGUGAACCGAAAUUAGUGCGAGAAGUUCUGAAGCGUGAUGAAUUUCAAGCAAGACCCUAUAACAGCCAGCUUCAGUCUCGUUCUUUUGGCAGAAAAAUUGGCAUUAUGUUUGCCGACGGCCCUGACUGGCAGGAGCAGCGCCGCUUCUCCCUGCGCCACCUCAAGGAGUUCGGCUUCGGCAAGACGAGCAUGGAAAGCAGCAUUCUGGACGAGGCGGCGGAUCUCAUGGACGAGAUAAGAGACAGAAGAGUGCAGGUGAGCAGUUUGUUCAAUAUAUCCAGUGUGAACGUCCUCUGGAAGGUCAUGGCCGGAGUCAGAUUUAAACGGACGGACCCGCUUCUCCAGAGACUAAUAAAAAUAUUGACGGAUCUUUUCCGAUCAGGGAAUGGUCUCUCUGGAAAUCUGUCGGGAUUGUUUCCUAUUCUUAGAUACGUAUUACCAUUUACAGAACAAGACAUUGUAACGAGAGAACUGUCCAAGUUUAUUUUGGAAAGCAUUCGGGAGCACGAUAAAACUCUGGAUGAAGCCAAUCCCAGAGACUUCAUUGAUGUUUACCUAACGGAAAUGCGCAAACACAAGGGGUCUGUUUCCUCUUAUGAUGAAGAGACUUUAAUUGUCAUAUGCAUGGACCUGUUCUCCGCUGGAGCAGAGUCUGUGGGAAACACCCUGGGAUUCAUCAUGUUAUACAUGGUGUUGUAUCCCAAGGUCCAGCAAAAGGUGCAUGAGGCCAUCGAUAGCUGUAUUGGACGUAAUCGGAAACCUUCUCUUCUUGAUAGACCCAGUUUGCCAUAUAUAGAAGCUGUCAUACAAGAGGUUAUUCGAUGUAACACAAUUGCACCGACAACUGUGCCUCAUUCAACGUUUGUGGAUACGCAAUUAAAUGGAUACUUCGUUCCAAAGGACACAUUUGUCCUGCUGAGUCUGUGGAGUAUAAGUCAAGACAAAGAGCACUGGGGGGAUCCAGAAAAUUUUCGACCAUCAAGAUUUAUUGAUGAAAGUGGAAAACUCAAAAAGGAUGAAUUUUUCAUUCCCUUCGGAUAUGGCAAACGUUUAUGUCCCGGAGAAGCGCUUGCCCGAAACUUCAUCUUCUUAAUGUUCACCACGCUCAUGCAAGAUUUUACGGUGGAGUUGCCGCCUGGACAUUCAUCCCCAUCGACAGUCUGCCUUCCUGGUUUUACGACCGCGCCACAACCUUUCGAAGUGAUCUUCAAAUCCCGUUGAUGGUGAUGACUGCGAUUCUGGAAUAGAUGAAGACACGAUAUAUGUACCUUUCGGAGUACCUGUGUGUAAAUGCUUCUUCAUAAUAGAUUCAAAAUAUAUUUUACGUUUCCUUGUAAAUACUGUUUUAUGUUUGCUGUGAUAUCACAUUUCUAUACUCUAUUAUAAUUUUUUUCAAUAUGUUAUUUUGUAAUGUGAUUUUACUAUAAAUGAAUAUUUAAAAUUAUUA
Molecule: messenger RNA, 2344 nt
Organism: Gryllus bimaculatus (two-spotted cricket)
Lineage: Eukaryota; Metazoa; Arthropoda; Insecta; Orthoptera; Gryllidae
Source: the annotation of a GenBank genome assembly